AGGAUGUGGACCAGUUUACAGGUCGGGAUCUGAAUGCUUCUGUUAACCACAUGCUUUGUCAUGGAGAUAAAAAAGAAGAGGGGCUCUUUAGGAAUCCAGAUCGUCCUGUAGAGGGCUCUUCAGUGGUUAGAGAAGAACAAGGAUUGGCUGCCAGGGGUAUGACCAGGAUGACAUCACCAGAAAAGUGGGAGAUAAAGCAACUUAUUGCAGCAGGAGUGCUUGAGAAAUCAGAUUAUCCAGGAUACACAGAAGAAAGUGGUAUAUUAGCUGGAGAAGAAGAUCCUGGCUCUGAUGAAGAUGUUGAAAUAGAGAUAGUAGAAGAUGAACCACCAUUUCUACGUGGCCAAACAAAACUUUCACUACAUCUUUCACCCAUCAAGAUUAUUAAGAAUCCUGAUGGGUCAAUGCAGAGGGCAGCUAUUACGCAAAGUGCAUUGGCGAAGGAACGUAGAGAACUGAGAGCUGCUCAGAGAGAGGCUGACAUGGACAAUGUUCCACGUGACAUAGGCAAAACGUGGAUUGACCCUGUACCAGGUGGUUCGGGAACUGGAGGUAUGUAACAAACUGUACUCGUGUUGAUUAAACGUCACAUACUUUGUUUUUGACCCAUAAUUUUACUUCUAGAUGUAAACUCUUUUUGGAAAGUUUUGAAGGGCCUUUCAAUAACUGUCUCCAAUGAUUGGUGGUCAGUUUACAUUAUUUAUGCACCUCUCUGCUAUGGCUCGAAAUGGUCACAUUUGCUUUUAAAAGAAAGAGGAGAAAUAAGAGUAAAAAGGGCUUCUGAGGCUUCACUUGUCAGAGGGGCCAGCAAAGCAAGUUAUGCGCCCGGGCUUGCAUAAAGCGGUAUUUAGAUAAAAUGGUAUAAAAGGUAUGAGGCAGUACCUGCAAAAAUAUGCAGAAAAUGUAGGGCAGUACCAUUGGAGAGCCAACCAGCAUUGUAUUAUGGGUGCCUUGGCCUAAUUAGGCUUGGUGGGUUAAACAUAUCUUUGAUAACCAGUGAACUCUACCCCCUCACCCAAGCCUUUCACGUGGUAGUACUGCCGAGACUCAACACAC
Messenger RNA from Geodia barretti, 1056 nucleotides. The record is from the annotation of a GenBank genome assembly. NCBI's taxonomy places the organism in Eukaryota, Metazoa, Porifera, Demospongiae, Tetractinellida, Geodiidae.